GCCAUUGCGCGCACCCAUGUCCCAUCGACGCGACGGAGUUCGUGUGGAGAAGAACAAGAGCCUGCCCAUAAUAUAUACCAUUUGCUCAUAUUAAGGCUUAUCUUAGGCUAGAUCAAUUUAACGCUUUAUCCAAUAGAGAAACAGGAGAGACAUCGAUGCGCUUUGAUUUCCGUCUACGUAAGACGGUUCGGGACAGCGGCGUUCUGGUCCGAUUCAAACAGGUGGAACACGAAUCAGGUGGAGUUGGGAGGAGGAGGGUAUCACGACAGACCGGGCUGCUAUAGCCAUUCCUUCUAAUUAGUUGUGGACCCGUGCUAAAAUAUGCACUCCUUAUUCUAGCCUUACUUAACGUCAAAUAGGCUACCACGUUUUGUUGUAUCUGAUAUUCAAACGGCGAAUCUUUAUAGAUUGGAGACCUUUAACACACAGGUGGGAGAUACCCGUUUAAUAGGACGGCACCUCUUUCAGUUCCUCGGCGCAGGAUAUGAGCUACUGACAUUUGUUAUUACCCUUUGGGACAGGAGACGAACGGUUUCCGCUAACAGGUGUGAGAGUACACCAAUCGUUCAUUGCCUGAUACGGAAUCCUUCCUCAUUGUUCGCAGAAAUAUCAAUCUAACUCGUAUAUGGCUCCCUUUCUAACCAGGAGAGGGACAUUUAACCGUUAAUGGUAAUACAUCGAUAAAUCGAAUAAGAUAGUGCAUUAUUAGUGUUUGGAGUUAUUUUUGAGACCCCGUCCUCCAAUCUAAAGGGACACGGGACAUCAGAGAGAAAUCAUGUCAACGAAAAAACCCAGCGUGGAUUUACCCAAAAGGAGCAGAAGCCCGGUGGCGUUAGAAGGAGAGAUGUUCGGCGAAUUUCAGGACUGGUGUCUCCGUACUUACGGGGACUCGGGUAAAACAAAGACAGUCACCCAGCGAAAAUACAAUAAGAUUCUCCAGACCCUUUCACACACCGAUGAGUCGGACCCUGUCUACAUCGAGAGCAACCACAUCAACGCCAAAUUCAAAUUCUGGGUGAAGUCCAAAGGGUUCCUUGUUGGGACAAUUCAAGGGGACCUGAACAAGAAUGGAGCCGCCGACAGACCUGUCCUGUAUGUCCCUAUCAAGGCGACGUGUGCGGAUGGGGGUUCUGGGUCCGACUCCUCUCUGAAGAGGGUGGCAGUGGUGGAGGACUUCUUUGACAUCAUCUAUGCCAUGCACGUAGAUAUCAGCGCCGACCCUGGCAAAUCACCCAAACACGCCGGACAGAAGAAGACCUACAAAGCGAUUGCGGAGACGUAUGCCUUCCUGCCCAGGGAGGCAGUGACCCGUUUCCUGAUGAACUGUGGCGAGUGUCAGAAGAGGAUGCAUAUCAGCCCGGGUGGAGCAGAGUUCAAAGAGAAUGACAGACCGACAUCACUAGUGCCGGAUCUCAUCGACUACAACAUGCCGCUCACCACCACCUAUCUGAAGCAGAUGAAGCUUCAGUACAUGAGUACAAAUGAGCAGGAUGAGAGUUCAGUGAGCAGUGAGGACUUUGAUAUGACCGACCCCACAUGGAUAUCAGCUGAUCACGGCCCUGCUUCCAACCUGAGUCCCCCGAACCACGGAGAGAGAAUGCACAGCCCUCAGAACUCGCACAUUAAGGAGGAGGACGACGACUCAUCCUCAGAGAGCGGCAGCGGGAACGGCAUGCACACCAUGACACCUCCGUCCGCGGGUGGGGCGGCCCUGGGGUCGGAGGGGGGAGCGGGUGGACCCCCUUACAGGGAGAUGGUAAACGGCAACGGGCCCCCGGCCCCGCUGGACUUCAGCACCACCUCCUCGUCCUCAUCGUCCGAGGACCAACAGGCGCCGGUCAACCUGAGUGAGACCAGGCUGCCCGGGACUGCCCUGAUGGGCCCCUUCCAGCCCGACCCCCCAGAUGAGCUGCGCAGGAAGUACCCUGUCAAGCCCCUCCCCCAUGCCGCUGAGCUGCGCCUGGACAGAGACUCGAUCAGGGACUACGGCAACAAGUCUCCUCAGUACAGCUCAGGAAGCUACGACUCAUUGAAGAUGGAGACGUGUGCCGAGGACCUGACCGUGACCAGAAGUGCGGCGGCAGCCGAGGACGAUGACGAUGACCAUGAAGAUCACGACGACAAUGACAAGAUCAACGACACGGAGGGCGUGGACCCCGAGAGAUUAAAGGCCUUUAACAUGUUUGUGCGUCUGUUUGUGGAUGAGAACCUGGACCGCAUGGUGCCCAUCUCCAAGCAGCCAAAGGAGAAGAUCCAGGCCAUCAUUGAGUCGUGCAGCCGCCAGUUCCCCGAGUUCCAGGAGCGCGCUCGCAAACGCAUCCGCACCUACCUCAAAUCCUGCCGCCGCAUGAAGAAAAGCGGCAUGGAGACACGACCCACACCACCUCACCUCACCUCAGCCAUGGCUGAGAACAUCCUGGCAGCCGCCUGCGAGAGCGAGACACGCAAGGCUGCCAAGAGGAUGCGGCUGGAUGUCUACCAGGCACAUGAGGAGCAGAUAGCACUUGACAAGCCCAGUUCUCGCGAGCCGGCCUCCCUGGCCCACUCUGCCUACUCCCUGGCCGCCUCGGCCUACUCCCAGGACCAGCUCUACACCAACGGUGGGCUCAACAAUAGUUACCGUGGUUACGGGGGUCUGGGAGCUAGCAUGCAACACCCAGUCUCCCUGACAACCGCCACUGCUCAGAGCAACGGACCUACUGACCUCAGCAUGAAGUCCCUGGGGUCAAACUCUUCAUCGGCCAGCUCAAACAGUCACGGGCGGGGUGCUGGUGUCAUAGGUGGCGGGGCCUCGGCACAGCUCAGCCCAACAGAGAUCACGGCCGUGCGGCAGCUCAUUGCCGGCUACCGCGAGUCGGCCGCCUUCUUGCUCCGCUCGGCCGAUGAGCUGGAGACCCUGAUCCUGCAGCAAAACUGAGCCGGAAACUCCUCCUCCCCGUCUCCCUGCUUCUCCCUCUUUCUCUCUGACUCUCCCACACGACCCCUAACCAACUACUCUCCCACUCACCAGAUCCAUCUGUCUGUGUUUCGUCCUCCUCCACUGACCUGUAUAUUCUCCCCGUCUCCAGGAGGGAGGCAUGCAACAGUGCUACCUUUCUCUAGUCUAAUAUUCUAACCCCCCCCCUGAUUGUUUUAACAUCAGUGCGUGGAGAGAAAGAGCACUGUCUGCGACGACUUCGGAACAGCGUUUCUCCCCCUCUUGAACCACCUGUAAAGGAACAUGCUCUCUCCCAAUCAUAACAGCUCUGCCUCACUUCCACAGCUCUGUGGAAAGAAGAGGGGUGACAGGGAGAGAGCCGGAAAUUAGUCUACCAAGUGAUGUGCAGGAGAGUGGUGGGGCUGGAGCGCUGGAGAACACUGCAGGGUUGUGCUGUGAUGAGGAGAGAACAGCGCCCCCUUGUAUGAGGAAGAGAAGUGAAUCCUUUUGGUGUGCCAGUAAGCUCAAUGUGUUACUGUACACAGAUCCCCUCAACAAGCUCGCCAUCCCCAAUAACAAUGAAAACGAGACUCUCUGAACAGUAGUAACAAAAUGUUUGUUAAUGACAAAUACUUUUGAUUUGAGAUCUGAAUUAGUUUGUUUGACUAUAUGAAGAACCACUUUUUGGAUGAACAGAGGCUGAAGAAGGCUGGAAAGAAAGAGACAACUUGUUGCGCUCGGUGUAAAUAAACUCUGUGUCCUAAAGCACUUUCCCAUGAUUCAGACCUCACCUCCCCAUUGAGUAAUAAAGAACUCGAUGUGCCCGGGAGCAACACUUUAUCUUAUGCAUUAUGGAGAUGCCAUCUAUUCCACAUGGAAAUACCUCAGAUCUAUCAACCCACCGUUCGAGUACUUCAUUCCUACUGGGUGGCGACGUCACACAACGCUCAUCACACAACACUCACCCGUUACUACCUGAUGUGUUCCGUGUUUUCAUAGACCUGCAGGAAGCAAAGUCUUAACCAUUUCAAGAAGUUUCCAGAGUAAAUAUUGUAACUAUAGUUCGAAUUGAAAACAAACAAAAAAUGUAUUGUUUGUCCUGUUAUUUGUGUACUGUAAAUACUCAGUCCAUAUUUGAUUCUAGAAACACCAUGAAGAGAACAUGAAGAAGCAUCAGUAAAAUGAAGGACUGGGGGCAAGGUAGUAUUUUCCGUGAGAGACUGAACCUCUCUGACGAUAGCUGGUAGUUGUUUGUUUUUUUAGAGUUCCCCAUUUUUUCCAACCCUCUUGUGGCUCAUUGCUCUCCCAUCAAUUCCAGGUUUUGGUUUGUCCCGACUCAUCACUCGAUGAUACCCUGUCUUUUUCCGUGCCAGGUUCUGCAUUCCUCUCUCGAACCUAUCCCCCCAUCUCCUCCCUGGCCUGAGCCCAGUCCAGCUCGGUUCUGGGAGGGAUAACGUAUGUCUUUGUCUAUUGACUAUUUGAGAUGGCCAUUAAUCCACGCUGCUGCUAUAUGUACCGGACUUUUGCCACAGACCUGUAACCUCAAGUCAGGACGCCAUCCUCCUGCACAACCAGAGCACCUCAAGACAACCACACAAACAAAAAGAAGCUAAAACUACUCAAAACCGAUAAGAGACUAAAAUCUCACUUUUAAAAACGACAUGCCAUCCCAGUCAGUUGUUUCUCUCUGCUACUAGGCACUCUGGAUGAUCUUUUUGUUCUUUCAUAGGGCUGUGUUGUUUGUACAGUGACCUUUUUCCUUUUUUGCUUUCUUCAUGACUUUGAAUCUCUGGAGGCAUAUAGGGAUCAACGUGCUCCUCUUGCAGCCACUCACAAGGGUGCUCUGGGCAUAUCUAUCUUACUGUGCAGUCAAAGUCUGGGAGGUUUGUACCUUUUAGAAUGAGUGUGAGAGAGAAAAAAAAUGCAAAAUGUUUCUUCAAGAGGCAGGCCUGAAGGGGCUGACUGUUGUGUCACUGUAAUUUGCUUCCUUUUGCACACUGAAGCAACUGAAAUCUGUGACGGAGGCCCUGCUUGUUCAGGGCUCCAUCUUGCACUGGCGAGGUGUGGCCUACUAAAGGAAAGAGGAAGAGUAUUUGCAAUGCAGUUGAUAAUCAUCCUGGCCCUUGACAGCAUAGUGUUAACGAAAAAUAAACAUAGUGUGGGUGCUACGAUGUUUCACAACCACCACUAUUGGGGGGGGGGGGGGGGCUCGUGUAAAUGAAAGCCAUUGAUGUAGGUGUGCUACCUCCAUGGCCUGAGAUUGAACGGAGCACUGUGCUCACUGGUGACACACUCUGAACCACAGAACAACACCUUGAUAAAGCCACCCAGCAUACAUGUGCAAUGUCAAAUCCAAUCUCCAUAAUGAGUACAUAUUGAUGUACAAAUAUUUAAUUUAUGGAAAUAUUAUGGCUAGAUAGAAAGUAGAAAAUGGACUCCCAAGACGUUCUAUUUAUCUCUGAGCAAGCUCUUGAUUAGAUCUGUGUGGUGGGUAAAAACAACACAAACACAAGAGAAAUAUGCAAAAUGACCAGUCAAGAGGAAACCCCUCACUGUGGAUCCAUCCCUCACUCUGCUCCUGCCCUGGGGUCUUAGGCUACAAUUACCUCAGCACAUACAGCACAGCAGUGUAUCAGUACAGUAACAUAGUAGAGGAAUUACUGUAUCACAGAUUGUUUUUAUUUAGUGGGGGGGGCUAACUUAGUAGGGGAUCUGUCUUAUUCACUUCCAUCUUAAAACUGCCUUUUUUGCCACUGAGUUUUCAAAUGAUUGCCAGACACGCAGUGCUGUGGCCAAACUGUACAUAGUGCUGUAAGUGUUUGUGAUCUUACAUUGUGGACGCUAGAGCCAGUGUUGUCAUCCUAUGUGUUUCCCUAUUGCCCCGGGUCAACACAGAGUGAUGGGUUGAUGGAUCGAGCCUCUGUCGAGAUGACUGCUGGAUAUUGUAACGUCGCAUGCCACAACACAUCUGCUAUAUGGUUUUGUGAAGAAGAAGAUUGUGACAGUUAUGCAUUUCUAAUAUAGACAAGGGACAGUUAAAUGUAUCUGUACAAAGGGAGUAAGAGAUGAGAUGACAUAGUAAAGAUCUUGCUAAAUACGACUCCCUCCUCUGUUUGCACCCUUUGGGGUUUGCUCUGUAGUUUCUCAUAGACGGCUACAUACGUUAAGAAAACAUACUGUAAAAAUAGGCAAAGACAAUCUUGGAAAGGUGCAACUUGCUCACGGUUUGAUUUCCAUUCCUUUUCUGUGUGCAGCUAUUGCAUGCAGUGCGUCUUGGAGAUGACAAGAGUAUUUUAGCCAUAAUCAGAGGAUUCUUACUCAAACUUCUGACUCCUCAAGAGCGGUUGGAGCACUCAUAGUGGCCCCACUGUCGAUACACAUUUUUAUCUGAUUUCUAUUUUUAUUAUUCAUUUUGUUAUUAUUUUAUAUAUAUUUUGUAGUGCAAGUAAGUGGUCUUUUCAAAUAAUAUUUUGUACAAAAACCAACAUCUCAAGUGAAGUUACUCUGUAUGCCUAUACUGUACAUUCCAAACAAGGAUGUCAACACGUUUAACAACCGACCUGACCAGCAUCCCGUUUAGUGAUGUGACCUCCGACCAGAGGGAGUGCCCUCUGUUAAGAUUAGCAUUGUUGACCUUGUGAAUAGCGUCAAACAUGUUGUUGAUUGGAGCCAUGAUUAUUUUCCUGCUUAGGGCCAACAAGACUUUACAUGCCAGGGAAUGUGCCAACCAAGCACAGACCAAGUCUACGCCCUUAACCAUGCCCUUCAUGAAACUCCAACUCCCAGACUACUGUAUGCAUCUCUACUCCGGGGAAUGCUAUGUGGUAGUGUCAGCACUUCAGUGGUGGGGAAGUGUUUUGAGUGACGAGCAGGGGUAUUUUGCUGUGGGAAAUGUGUGAUUCCCUUUAUCAUACCGUUUUUAGCUCCAGCUGACAUUGGAACUCAUUGACUUUACAAAUGACGCCCCCAAUAGCGACGGUUCCAUUCGGACAGGUGCAGUUGUGGUGCUGGUCAGGGUACCGUGAAUGAAUACACGCUUUAAAAAAAAAAAUAUCUGCUUUGGUCAGAUGUACAGCUCGACACAACAACAAAAAACAAUAGAAGAAGAAAAAAGUUUAUUUUUCUAUCAGGGCAGUGUACAGCUACAGUCAAAUCAAAAUGGUUUUUCCAACCAUAGUCUGUUUUAUUUAAUAAUUUGGUGGUGCUUUAGAUUCCUUGGUUCUGUUUUAGGUUUUCCUCUUUACCUACUGUACCAGAAGCUGAUUGUCUUUUUCUCAGUUUUGAUUUGUACCUAAUACCAAUGUGAAACUGUAUUUUCCUCCUGAGUUUGGACUCAGUGGAAGUGUGAUGUUUACAUGUACAGAUUUGUUUUUGUAAUUUUAUUUAAUUUGGUCAUUUCUCUCCUCCUCCCCACUCUAAUAUCUUGUACAUUGAUGGGAAAUGGGACCGUGUCGAAAUAAGGUUAAUGUCACAUUUAGAAACUGGUUGUUGGGAGAGCUGUGUGCUUGGCUUAAGGAAUGCCCUCUCCUUAGCUGACCUGAUACACACAAACCAGGGGUCACAGUGAACUGACGCUCUGGUGUGACUACUUUACCAAUAUGAGAAUUUGUUCCACAGUGAAUGAUAAGCCAUUGACAUACCCUUUGCAGGGUUUUCUAGACUAUUAGUAUAUUUAGCGCGAAAAAAACUAAACUGCAGACAAAAACCUCAGGAAAGGACAUCACUUUUGUAACAUGUCUUACUGAAGGGCCCAUUUCCCUCUUUGAUACCAUAUAAAUUAUAUAAAAAAUAAGUAUUCUUUUUUUAUAUUUAUUGUGUUAAAUAUAUAACAGUGGAUACCUUUUUUCCAGUACAUGUGGCUAAAUAUUUGAAUUCUUUAGAAAAUUGUUGAUAAUAUAUGUAAAGCAACUUAAAGAAUGAAAAAAACGUGAAAAAAACGAUUUCUGUUUGUUUAAUGCGAAACAGCAUGGGUGGUUAUUUUACCUAACAUAUCACUUUGAUUCAUGAAAAACCAAUGAUUUCAAAUUAAGCUUUCUUCGGUGUGAUGUCACUGCUAAGGUAAAAUGUUUUCAAAUUUAAAAAUGACUUUUUUUUCUCCCAAGCUGUAUGUCACAAGUCUAAAUAUACUAAUAAAACAGUGUUCUAUCAAA
This is a messenger RNA of Oncorhynchus masou masou (cherry salmon), 8067 nucleotides long. RefSeq names its product nucleolar protein 4-like. The transcript has 11 exons. Bases 776 to 2917 code for a protein of 713 amino acids. The record is from RefSeq and is a predicted model, not a curated record. Lineage: Eukaryota; Metazoa; Chordata; Actinopteri; Salmoniformes; Salmonidae.